UGAAACUCACAGAGGAUCGUUCUUUCUACGUCAUCUCCUGUACAGCGUAUCCACGCACCAUGAGGAUUACAUUGCUGAUAAUCCCGGCAUGCCUGUUCGCCGUGACGACAGCUCGACGGGUUCAAAUUCGUCCACGAAUCGCAGAGCCCCAGGUUUAUUACGAGGAUGAAGAUACGGCCGAAGCAGAGGAGGAAUAUGCUGCGCCAGUGGCUUAUCAGCCUCGUACGCGUGCUCUUCACACGCCACGUUCCAAGGACACGUUGCAGUCGUCGAAAGCACCGCCAGUUCAGACGAUACGUAAUUACAACAAGGUGAACGACGAUGGAUCGUUCACUUUCGGUUAUGAAGCGGCAGAUGGUUCCUUCAAGGAGGAAACUCGGGGCACCGACUGCGUGGUACGCGGUAAAUACGGCUACGUCGAUCCGGACGGUAACAAGCGCGAGUUCACAUACGUCUCGGGGAACCCUUGCGAUCCCAACGCCCCGAGGGAAGACGACGACGAUUUGCCGUCGAAGCAGCCGGAGGACGACAUCAGUGGGCCGGCUAAUUAUCCAUCGGUGCGCCCGUUGGCGAGACCUCGACCGAAUUACCCUCAGACAACGACCGCUCGUGCCCCAACGACUAUAUUCCAAACGGAGUAUCAAUUGGACGACGACGCCAGCCAGGAGUUGGAGGAAGAUACAAAGCCCCGGUUAGCACCACAGUCCUUCCGCAGACCCCAACAAAAUUAUCUUCAACUCGAAUCUCUACAGUCAGAAGCGCAAUAUCCUACAUCCCCGGCACCGACUACCUCUCUGUAUAGAUUAUCCACUCCGGCCCCGCGAUAUCAGAGUCUGACGACACCCUCCCCGAUCGUUCGGUCAAGACCCACGACACCCUCCUACCGAGCCGUCGAGACGAGCACACGUUCCAUACCUCGUGAAAGACCGCAAUCCGUUGCUAUCACCCCGAGACCUCGCGUUGCCCAAGUUGCCGCUCAGUACGUUUCGCCCAGCAGCACCGAGAGACCCGGGGUCGUUUACGCCACCCGCCCGCAAAACAGCCCUGUCUCGUCUCAGCGCUUCGCCAGCACGACUGCCAGCACGCCCCAGCACCAUCUCAACUUUGCCGCUGAACUUGAACGUUACGUCAAUACCGUAGGCGUUACAAGGCCCUCCCUGGAAACGGCACGUCCCUCCUCGUCGACGCCAAACUCUAUACCCUCCGGCAAAGUUAAAUCGAACGAGCCGAUCUAUCAGUCCGAGCUGGUUUACGAUCCCACAACUGGUCAGUACAAUACCCAACUCUAUCAAAGCCUGCCUCAAACGGUGGGUGACUUUUCACUCAGUCACAAGCUCCAACCGUUCGUAGCCCAGCAACAGUCCCAUAUCGGUAUCCAGCAACAAGCGGUUCCGGCACCUCGUCAACAGUCCCCGUUGUACAGACAACCAGCCCGGCCUCAGUCCCAGAUACAGGCUAGUCAAGCCCGACCCCAGGAAGCUAUCUUUCGACAACAACAGGCCGAACUUCUUCAGCAAUCCCAGCAGCUCUAUUCCCAACAACAGAGACGUCAACAGCAGCAACACCAACCAUCGCCACCUCACAGAUUCCAGCUUCUCGAGUCGCAAUCGGAUCCUCAGGGUUUCUACUACAUCCAAGCACCCUCCGGCAGAGGCCCCGUUUCACCCUUAUCAGUAGGUCAGAUAGAUCAGUUCCUCCGCGGGGGUAAUCCUAACUUUUGAUUCCCCUCAAAUAUCACCCUAGAAUCAUUCGCCCGUGUCAAAGACGAUUCAUCGAGUACCCGCGUUUCUUACAUUUCUUUUUAUAUACCGUUGUUCGCGCUCGCUUCUCGUUACAUUUGCAACGAAACAAUGGCUAAUCCGUAUUUCGACCAAUUUUACUCCCUUAGGUUCCAAGCCCAGAUAGUUUUUGACUCCACCAGGAAAUCGCCAGACCCGACUUAGCCAAGAAUUUCUUAACCCAAAUGAACGGCAAGAUGAGGUACGGUCGUUGACCACACGCUUCAUCAGCGAUGGACCAUUCCGUUGAAUGGGGACCGAAAAAAAAAUCUGUUGCUGAUGACGAGCCAUUGAGUUUUCCAUCGAUCAGGGUAGCCCGCUUCGUGUGGUCAAUCAUCGUAGCAUCUAAUCUUAACUUGGAUUUCUAACGCCUUCCGAUAUUUUUUCUCGAGGAAGAGAAACAAGAUCUGAUAUGCGGAAGAGAACGCGUCUCACGCAUAGCAAUGAAGCGUGGAUGCGGUGGUGCACUUGAACGAAUGCCCGGUCCGAUGGUCCUGGAUGAAUAUCUAUGAGAUUGCCAAUGAACUCCGGUUAACAACGAGCAGACACGCUAACAUGUAUAUUUAUACACAUACGUAUAUUCAAAGGUAUUUCCAGUGAUUCAGGAAACUUUUCAUUCGAUCAACAUCGAAUCGACUUUCACGCGAGGUCUCUCUUUUUUCCUCAAUCGAUUAGCAUUUUCCAUUCGGUUUAUUUUCAGAGUUCAAACACGCCCGUUUUGUUUUCAAAGCUGCUUACACAGCUCGUCCAUUCGCCACGUCUCACAGUUUAUAUAUUACAGUCACAUUCGAGAAAGAAAAAGACAGAGAGUGAAAGCAGGUCCUGACGCAAGAUUAUGCCCAUUGCUCUCGACCCAGAGUUAUGUUAGCCGGCUAUGUUAUGUUAAGAUUAUGAUUUUAGCCGGCAACUACGACUCGUAUUAUUCGUGUCUGACCUCCCGUGACACGCCAAGAAUUUACCAAGCAAAAUCACUUUUCACAGUGAACUCCCAACUAAAUUUAUUCCACGCUCCAGCUUCAACCUCAUUUCCGGUUGCUGAAAUUUCGUCUACCUCUCUUGUGAAUAUUUUUGUUACCCUCUUGAAAUUUGUAAUCGGAGCAAAUCACUGUUCGCGGUGGGCUUACGAAUCAUUAGCUCGAAAAAAAAGGAUUCCGUAAUUGGCUUUGAGUGUAAUCAAUAUUCUUAUUAUACUGAAUUACGUUACAGACCCAAUGGUCGUUUCUCUUUGUUCAUUUAACAAUGCAACAAUUUGAAUAAUUUUCUUUCAUACCCGUAUCGAUCGAACAAUGAGGAGUCUCAAAAGUGUUUGCUGCGGAACACAAGCUAUGCCGAUCGUUACGAAAGUCAGUCUCGCUCUUGAGAACUCGAUUGGCGAGAGUUGCACAACUCGAGCACAACACGGCAGAACCAAAAGGAUCGAUCGAACAUGCGCAGUUGUUACUUUUGAUGCUGGGUGUGUUUCUACAAAUAAACAGCUAUAAUGCGAUCGAUCUGGGAACUUAGAACUUCACAAGACCUCGAAGUUAUUCGAAAAAGGGAAAAUAACGACGAAUACGUAUAUUUUAUUUUACGACUUUUGUCAGCCGAUCCAACCGGAAUUUUUCAAAUCAAUCUGUAAAGAAAUACAAAAGUUUCGAUCGAGGAACCAACAUCGUUCCUGACUAGUGCACUCAAGUUUUCCUGAAUUACUGGACAUUUUUUAAACUCGUGGACCCGAAGCGUUAGACGAAGUGGAGCAAAAUUAUCAGCUAUCCUUGAUGCAUCCGGAAACCCAAAUAUUAACUGUAGACUGUCCUGCUAAUGAAUUUAUCAUGGAAAUAACCGUGUCUCUCUAUCUAAUCGACGGAUUGUGAUCAGCGUCGGCGAUUUAUUCCACUCUCGAUGUGGAACGGCGUCGACUUCAUUUUAUUAUCAUUGUAAAUAUUAUUAUUAUUAUUAUCCUAGAUCAUAAUUAAUUAGCGAUAGUAUUUCGUCAUUCGAGAUAUUAAUAAAUAUAUUAUCCAAGUAACACGAAUGUUAUUAAAUAUUUUAGUGGUGCGAUCAAACGAAUCUGCAGCGAUUUUUGUAAAACUCUGCCUCAAUCGGUCCCAACUAUUUUUUUACUACUUGUAAGUGUGACGUGACAAUAAAAAUGAUGAAAAAUUGAAAA
Molecule: messenger RNA, 3927 nt
Organism: Venturia canescens
Lineage: Eukaryota; Metazoa; Arthropoda; Insecta; Hymenoptera; Ichneumonidae
Product: RNA polymerase II degradation factor 1-like
Exons: 2
Coding region: 60-1721 (553 amino acids)
Source: RefSeq, a predicted model, not a curated record